AUGACACGUGGAAGAUGCCAACAUCUUGCACCGCCAUCGAAAGUGGCUACAGAAAAUCGUCUUUGUUUCCAUGGAUAUGUAUUAAGGAGACCAGCAGGCCGUUCAACGAGGUCUGAAAAGUUUGCUGGGUUGAAGCUGGAGAAGGACACCCGGCCGAAAUUGGAAGGAGGUGGUGAAAGAGAGCUUAAGGACACUUGGCGUGGAUGGGCAAUUCAGGCGAGACGUAAGGACUGGCAGGAUGAGGAAUAG
This is a messenger RNA of Necator americanus (New World hookworm), 249 nucleotides long. RefSeq lists its product as uncharacterized. The record is from RefSeq and is a predicted model, not a curated record. Bases 1 to 249 code for a protein of 82 amino acids. NCBI's taxonomy places the organism in Eukaryota, Metazoa, Nematoda, Chromadorea, Rhabditida, Ancylostomatidae. The transcript has a single exon.